This is a messenger RNA of Sapajus apella (tufted capuchin), 2865 nucleotides long. RefSeq names its product LINE1 type transposase domain containing 1 (gene L1TD1). Lineage: Eukaryota; Metazoa; Chordata; Mammalia; Primates; Cebidae. Bases 568 to 2676 code for a protein of 702 amino acids. Gene Ontology annotation, molecular function: single-stranded RNA binding. Gene Ontology annotation, biological process: retrotransposition. Gene Ontology annotation, cellular component: ribonucleoprotein complex. The transcript has 3 exons. The record is from RefSeq and is a predicted model, not a curated record.
GCACGUGAGAGACGGCGGGGCAUGGCCUGGGCUGGAGCUGCGGAGACGGCGAGAAGCGGGCAAAUUCAAGGUCUCAGGAACGGAUUCACUGCGAGGGUUGAAGACAAGGAAAGAGGUGACCUUGGGGUUCAGGCCUGGGCGAUGAAGUGCUUAGUGGUGUCUUUAUUCAGAUUUGAGUCUAGAGUCGAAUCUGAGGGGUGGGGCUCGUUCAAGCCGAGGCUCAGCAGAGUCAGAGGGAAUUGGGCCCAGCAGGGGGACCGCAGUAGAGGUCAGCAAUUGCUUAGGGCGGAAUGCGAUUUCCGGGGAGGAGGCGGGGGUGUGUAGACAGGGGGGCUGGGACACACCUUGAGGGGCGGAGACCGCCAGAGAGAUCCAGAGUGCUCUCAGCUCUUAGUUACAAGGCUCCGUCCUCACUUUGUUCGCUUCUCGGUGGCCCAGGCGGAUUCCUUUUUCGCCAGAUUGACGUAUCUUAAGAUUUUUGAGUUUCUGAAGUCUAGCAGGCCUGUAAGAACAAAAAUCAUUCUGCAGGAAUUAAAAACAGAAUCCAGUCUUGACAACACACCCACAAUGUCUGAUGUGUCAUCAAUGUCUAGUGUACAAUCAAAAUCUGCUAAAUUUGCAAAGAAACAGGAGAAUGUCACCUGUAUGGAAAGAAGGCAGUUCAUAGAAACUGAUGAGGAAAUGGCUCCGAUAAUCGAUUUAAAAUGCAUGGAUGUAUCAGCAGUUAUUAUGAAUAAGUUUAAGAUCUUAAUGGAAAUUCAAGACCAGAUGUUUGAUGAGAUGAAGGAAACUCUUAAAAAUGACCUAAAGGCAAUUUUAGGAGCAAAAACUACAAUACCUGAGGGAAGGAAUUCAGAGAACUCCAGUCACAGGACAGAGUUUCAACAAUUAAUUAACUCAGUGUCACAAACAACAGGGAAGGCAGGAAAAAUAGAAGGAGAAAACUCUAAAAUAAUUGAUGAUACUGAAAAUUUAACCUUUAAAAUAAAAGUAGAUGAGCUAAGUGGUAAAUUAGACAAUCCUAAUGAAUACAAUAGUGAUGAAGGUAAGAAAUUACCCCAGAAUGAAUCAAGAACUUACAAAGUCAUGGGAAAUAUGGAAGAAACCUUAUGCAAUGUAGAUGACAGACAGAGAAAUCGCCACAUCCAUUUAGAACUUAGAGAAGGGGAGACUAGGGAGAAUGGAGAGGAUGAAUCUCUCGAAGUGAGAGAAGAAAGGAAAAUUCCGAAAUUCAAGAAUAAAGAGAAAAUGUUAAAAGCCUCCAGAGAAGAAAAAAUGUUGGAUGAAGGAACGGUGCUUACCCUGGCAGCUGACCUUUCAUCAGCAACACUGGAUGUCAGCAAGCAAUGGAGUAAUGUCUUCAACAUUCUCAGAGAACAUGAUUUUGAACCUAAAUUUCUAUGUGAUGUUAAAUUAGCAUUUAAAUGUGAUGGUGAAAUAAAGACAUUUUCAGAUCUGCAAAGCCUUAGAAAAUUUGCCAGCCAAAAAUCUUCUAUGAAGGAAUUACUAAAAGAGGUACUCCUACAAAAGGAAGAAAUAAAUCGAGGAGGAAGAUACGGAAUUCAAGAAAACGGGGGUAACACCCUGUUAGACUCAAAACACAGAGCUGGAGAAAUGACCAAUGAUGGCUUGAACUUUCUAUUUAUUAAAGAGGUAAAAGUUGCUAAGCCAGGGGAGAUGAACAACUUAGAGACAGAAGAGGAAGAGUUUUCCGAGCUAGAGUUGCUGGAUGAAGAGGGCUCAGGGAUGGAGGAUGAAGGAGAAGAGACCUCAGAGCUGGAGGACGAGGAAGAAGAGGCCUCAGAAUUAGAGGAGGAGACAGAGGAGGAACAGAGUUCAGCGUUCUGUAAGGAAACAGAAGAGAGACACAGAACUCUGCAAACAGAAGAACUAACAUCCAAAGAAUCAGACUUAACACAGGAAAUAGAAAACUUGAGUAGUGUGAUUAAUAGCAUCAGAGAGAUACAAGAGGAGAUUGGAAAUUUGAAAAGUUCCCAUCCAGGUGUCUUGGAAAUUAAAAAUUCAGUAGGUGAUCUGAGUAGCAGAAUGGACUUACUUGAAGAAAGAAUAGACAGUCUAGAAGAUCAAAUUGAAGAAUUCUCUAAGGAUACAGUGCAAAUGACCAAACAGAUAAUUCAUAAAGAAAGGCAAAGAGAGAGAGAGGAUAUAUCCAGAAGCUCCAAUAUUCGUUUGAUAGGAAUUCCAGAAAAGGAGAAUAAUGAGAACGGAGCAGAGGACAUAAUUAAGGAAAUAAUUGAUGAAAACUUUGCAGAACUAAAGAAAGGUUCAAGUCUUGAGAUUGUCAGUGCUUGCCGAGUACCUAGUAAGAUUGAUGAAAAGAGACUGACUCCUAGACACAUCUUAGUGAAAUUUUCGAAUUCUAAUGAUAAAGAGAAAAUAAUAAGGGCUUCUAGAGAGAGAAGAGAAAUAACCUACCAAAGAAGAAGAAUCAGAUUGACAGCAGACUUAUCACUGGACACACUGGAUGCUAGAAGUAAAUGGAGCAAUAUCUUUAGAGCUCUGCUGGAAAAAGGCUUUAAUCCUAGAAUUCUAUAUCCAGCCAAACUGGCAUUUGAUUUUGGUGGUAAAACAAAGGUAUUUCUUGAUACUGAAGAAUUUAGAGAUUAUGUUUCACAUAUGCCCACGUUGAGAGAAUUACUGGAGAAUAUACUUUAGUGGUCUAGGGUGACUACACAGUAUGCUGUCCUCCCCAGCACACAUCCAAAAAUCAACAAGUAAAACUGGAAAAUACACUUGUACCCAGAAGGAUGGACAGUUGACAGCAUACUUAGGGAUGAGGAGCAAGACAUAUUACAGAUACUACCUAGAUGUUAAUAAAGUUAAAGGAUAUGUUAAAAAAGAAAA